Sinocyclocheilus grahami is the source of this 4073-nucleotide messenger RNA. It is a transcript of the gene cadps2, whose product is annotated as Ca++-dependent secretion activator 2. NCBI's taxonomy places the organism in Eukaryota, Metazoa, Chordata, Actinopteri, Cypriniformes, Cyprinidae. Bases 263 to 3700 code for a protein of 1145 amino acids. Gene Ontology annotation, biological process: synaptic vesicle exocytosis; dense core granule exocytosis; positive regulation of exocytosis. Gene Ontology annotation, cellular component: glutamatergic synapse. The record is from RefSeq and is a predicted model, not a curated record. The transcript is spliced from 27 exons.
GCUUACCUGUCUCGCAUAACUCUCCUCCACUAACCUCCUCGCGCUCGCUCUUUUCACAAGAGAGAAAUAAAGAAUGUUGCUCAAUCCAACCUUCUCCGAAUCGCUCUCGGAUUGACUCCGCCCUCAAAAGUCUCGCGACUGACACAUUUGACAUUCUCUCAGAAAAAAACCUCCGCUUUUGUGGUCGAGGUCGUCAGAAACCUCUCGGGGUUCCUCGCUUUUCCCACAGCUGCGAGGAGUUGUCGCCUCUCGGGUGUCGACUAUGCUGGACCCGUCCUCCAGCGAUGAAUCUGAGGGCGAACUACCACCUGAGGACGAACCGCCCGUUAAAACCGGGAAACCUAUUAAAAAGAGUCCCAAACCUGAAAAGACGUCGGACGCACCGCGAACCCAAACCAAGGAGCCGGUACCUUCUCCCGCCGAUGCGGACAAAACCGAGCAGGAGAGACUUAAGAAAGAAGAAGCGGAGAGGAAAAUUAAACUACAAAUUUAUGUGUUUGUGUUGAGAUGUAUCGCGUAUCCGUUUAACGCCAAACAGCCCACAGAUAUGGCUCGCCGCCAGCAGAAGCUGAACAAGCAGCAGUUGCAGGUGGUGAAGGAGCGUUUCCAGGCCUUCUUGAAAGGAGAGAUGCAGAUCGUCGCAGAUGAGGCUUUCUGCAACGCUGUGCGCAGUUACUAUGAGGGCUUCUUGAAGAGCGAGCGAGUGGCACGCAUGGUACAGAGCGGAGGCUGUUCUGCCAGUGACUUCCGCGAGGUCUUCAAGAAGAACAUUGAGCGUCGUGUGCGCAGCCUGCCCGAGAUCGAUGGCCUGAGCAAAGAGACUGUCCUCAGCUCCUGGAUCACUAAAUACGACGCCAUCUACAAAGGAGAAGAGGACCAGCGGCGGCCGCAGGGACGCAUGCCCUUCAGCGCUGUAUCCGAACUCAUCCUCAGCAAAGAACAGUUGUAUGAGAUGUUCCAGCAAAUCCUGGGAAUCAAGAAGUUUGAACAUCAGCUGCUCUACAAUGCCCUGCAGGCUUUCCCCAGGGGACAGGAGGAGUGGGGCACACAAGGAGAUUUCACCACCACACACCCCCUGCCCGUGGUCAAAGUCAAACUCUUCACCGAAAGCACCGGAGUCCUGGCUUUGGAGGACAAGGAGCUGGGCCGGGUGGUUCUUCACCCCACCACAAACGGGCCCAAAAUGGCAGAGUUGCACAAGAUGGUAGUGCCUAAGAACAGCCAAGACGUGGAUCUGAAAAUCAAACUGGCGGUUCGCAUGGACAAACCCCCCAACAUGAAGCACAGCGGGUAUCUUUACGCUUUAGGCCAGAGAGUCUGGAAGCGAUGGAAGAGGAGAUAUUUUGUGCUUGUUCAGGUGAGUCAGUACACAUUUGCCAUGUGCAGUUUCCGGGAGAAGAAGUCCGAGCCGCAUGAGCUGAUGCAGUUGGACGGGUAUACGGUAGAUUACUCUGAUCCGCAGCCAGGUCUUCAGGGAGGCAGAGCCUUCUUCAGUGCUGUCCGAGAAGGCGAUCUGGUGGUGUUCGCCAGCAAUGACGAUCAGGAUCGCGCUCUUUGGGUCCAGGCCAUGUACCGUGCCACAGGCCAAUCCUAUAAACCAGUAGCGCCCACCCAGAACCAGCAGAACUGCAGAGGAGGGAACGCCCAAAAAGAUGCCCCUGUGUCCUUACUCAGUUUGGAGAAGACUCAGAGACAGGGAGUGGAGGAGCUCAUCUCUGCCAUGCCCUGCAACUUCGACCAUGCCAGCCUGUUCUUCAUCCUGCAGAAACACACACUCAUACACCGCAUGAACGACUCCUUUUCCUGCCUGGGUUGGUUCAGCCCGGGCCAGGUGUUUGUUCUGGAUGAGUACUGCGCUCGAUACGGGGUGAGGGGCUGUCAUCGUCACCUCUGCUACCUGAAAGACCUGAUGGACUUCUCCGAUAACAACGCCCUGGUGGACCCGACCCUCCUACACUACAGCUAUGCCUUCUGUGCCUCACACGUCCACGGAAACAGACCGGACGGCAUGGGCACAGUGACAGAACAGGAGAAGGAGGAGUUUGAGGAGAUCAGGAGCAGACUGCUGACUUUACUGGAGAAGCAGAUCACACAUUUCAGGUACUGUUUCCCCUUCGGGCGACCGGAGGGGGCUCUUAAAGCCACACUCUCUCUUCUGGAAAGGGUUCUGAUGAAAGACAUCACCACGCCGGUCCCACCUGAGGAGAUGCGUAAGAUAGUUCAGAAGUGCCUGGAAAAAGCUGCGCUCAUCAAUUACUCCCAGCUGACUGAAUACGCCCAGAUUGAAGCAGACAGCGGUCAGGCGUCUCCAGAGAAAAGGCUGGAGGAUAUGAUCAGACUAGGAGAGCUGUGUAUGGAAGUGUUACAACAGAACGACGAGCAUCACUCUGAGGGAAGAGAGGCCUUCUCCUGGUGGCCAGAGGCGAUGGGGGAGCAUGCCGAGACCUUCCUGUCUCUGUACACGGUGGACAUGGAUGCAGCAUUGGCUGUCCAGCCGCAGGACUCCUGGGACAGUUUCCCCCUCUUUCAGCUGCUCAACAACUUCCUCCGAACUGACUCUCACCUGUGCAAUGGAACGUUCCAUAAGCACCUCCAGGACCUGUACAUCCCUCUGGUGGUGCGCUACAUUGACCUGAUGGAGUCGUCGAUAGCUCAGUCCAUUCAUCGCGGCUUUGAGCAGGAGACGUGGCAGUCUGUGAAGACCAUCACCAACAAUCUGCCCAGCGUUCCCCUGCCCAGGGUUCCCAACCUGCCUCUUAACCUCCCUCAGAUGCCCAGCUUCUCGGCCCCUUCCUGGAUGGGGCCGCUGUGUGACAGCAAUAACGGCUCGGCCACAUCAGAAGAUCUAUUCUGGAAGCUGGAUGCUCUCCAGAUGUUCGUGAUGGACCUGCACUGGCCAGAGCCGGAGUUCGCCAAACAUCUGGAGCAGAGGCUCAAACUGAUGGCUAGUGAUAUGAUGGAGGCCUGUGUCAAAAGGACCAAAGCUGCCUUUGACGCUAAAAUGCAAAAGUCUUGCAGGUCGACUGAUUUCCGCGUCUCCUUGUCUGUGUGCACAAUGUUCAAUGUUCUCAUGGAUGCCAAGAGGCAGUGCUCCAAGCUCUGUGUUCUUGACCAAGGCCAGGAGCAGCAGUACCACUCAAAAAUCGAUGUCCUGAUCGAUGAGGCCUUUAAGGAGAUGAUCUCCUCCUUGGUCUCAAAGUUUGCAGCUGUUCUGGAUGGGGUGUUGUCCAAACUCUCACGAUAUGACGAGGGAACAUUCUUCUCCUCCAUCUUGUCUUUCACGGUAAAAGCAGCGGCCAAAUAUGUGGACGUCCCAAAACCUGGUAUGGAUCUAGCAGACACCUACAUCACCUUUGUACGACAGAACCAGGAUAUUCUGCGCGACCGUGUGAACGACGAGAUGUACGCAGAGAAAAUCUUUGACCAAUGGUACAACUCUUUGAUGAAGGCGGUGUGUGCCUGGCUGACGGACAGACUUGACCAGCAGCUGCAUGUUUACCAACUCAAAACACUCAUCAAGAUUGUCAAGAAGUCGUACCGUGACUUCAGGCUGCAGGGCGUGUUGGACGGCACGUUGAACAACAAGAGCUACGAGACCGUUUACAACCGGCUCACUAUUGAGGAAGCCACGGCGGCCGUGUCGGCCACGGACGGUCUGCAGGGCAUUACCAUGAGGGACAGCGAUGAAGAGGAGGGUUAACGUCUCACCUACUGGACGGUCACAAACUUGAUACGAAGAGGUCGGAUUCCAGCUCUCCUGAUUGGAGCUCACGCUUCAUACUCCCUAGCCAGUGCUACACUGCCCUCUUGUCUAAGCCGAUGUCACCAUGCUUGUAUAAAACUCUCAUUGGCCACUUACAGACAGCUAAAGUGUCUCUGUCGUUCUGUAUUUGAUGUGCAGUGAUAUGGUGGCUCAUCACAAGGCAAGCUCGGGAAGCACUUGUAGACACAAAUUUACCCACAAAGAACCAGCCGAUGAUUUGUAAGUGUAUCAUAGACACGGUGUACCAGAGUGAAAACUAGACAUACAGAGCAUGAGGGAAGUAGCGUCUGCUUAUGUGCUGUUUUUUAAU